Canis lupus familiaris (dog) is the source of this 9454-nucleotide messenger RNA. RefSeq names its product heart development protein with EGF like domains 1 (gene HEG1). The coding region runs from base 74 to 4339 and encodes 1421 amino acids. The record is from RefSeq and is a predicted model, not a curated record. Gene Ontology annotation, biological process: heart development. Gene Ontology annotation, molecular function: calcium ion binding. NCBI's taxonomy places the organism in Eukaryota, Metazoa, Chordata, Mammalia, Carnivora, Canidae. The transcript is spliced from 18 exons.
CAGCCGCGCGCACCCCCGGCCCGCCGCCGCCGCCGCCCGCCGGGGACCCCGAGGCCGGAGCGCGGGUGCUGAAAUGAACAGUUGGCCAGAAAGUAACACUGAACCACACGUAGAAAACGGCACCUUUGAUCAGAAUCAAGUGGACUUUUCAACAGUGGUUUCCAAGGAGGGUGUGAUGACUCAGACCUCCAGAAAGAGCCACACUUCUUCAAAUGCUCCAGAAAACCUCACUCCACAAACAGAAGCGGCAGAUGCUAGAGGAAGAAACGACACUUCCAGGAAAACAAAUUUCACUGUUUCCCCUGUUGGGCCUGACGUAGCAACAGCUCUGACUUCCCAGAGUAUCACCACGGCUUUGGGAAUGCUUCACUUGCCAUCCAGCUCAGGGUCCGAAGGAAGAACUGCCCCUUCUCACACGGAGAGCACAACAUCCCGGGGUUCCCUGGCGAGACGAAAGGGGCUCCCAGACGAAGUGACUGUGCACACCCAAGUGGCUGCCACUUGGGUCUUAGGCCAGUUCCCUCUUCCUGCUUUGGAGACUGGAGAAGAGACCACACUCUCCAGGAAGAGGAACACCUCAGGACUGGCGCUCUCCUGGCCACAUUUCUCCAGGACACCAGCUUACUCCUCUCCCUUGGAGCCCUCCUCGGCUACUAGGAGCACAGAGGAGCUCAACGACUCCACUGUUCUCCCGAGUGCUUUGGUGAGUUGGACAGAGAGUGUGCGUGUUGCUGCCACGUUCCCCAGCGGUGUCCCCGGGAGGCUCCAGUCUGUAAGCGUCAGUCUGCAACCUCUGAAUGAGACAGAGAGUUUCCCCAAGGACUCGGAAAUUGCCACGACUUCACUAUCAAACCAUUCCUCAUCCUUGGAGGCAGAGUUUCAAGGAACCAAGGAGGUCACCAGGAAGCCAGGGGCUGGAGAAUCCAUUGAGCCAUCCACAGAGAAUGGAUUUGGCCCCAUAUCUUCAGGGGUCUCAGUGAGAUUUUGGCAGAAUGAUUCCCCAACCUCGGGAGGGGACCAGCCGGCCAGCAGCUCGGAGGCGGGGAGCGGAAGGCCCGCGGCCCGCACCGAGGCCGUGUCUCAGUCGGACCCGUUGGGCAGAAGCGGAGACAGCGCGGCGCGCCGGGCCUUGACCAGCAGCCACACCGCCGAGGCCGUGAGCGGCGGCUCCACUUCCCAGCCCGCCGCCCCCCUCUCCUCCUCCGGCCCCCGCUCUAGGGGAGGCGACCCGGCGCUGGGCACGAGGAGCCACGCUGGGCCGGCCCCCGAGUCUUUGUCGUCCUCCUCCUCAGAGAGCCUGGCUGCCUCGGCGCCGCGUGACGAGCGCUCCACCACCGAGGACGGUGCAGAGCCCGGAGGCAGUUCGGACGUGGAGCAGAGGACGGCGCAGGCCCACCCCCCGCACACGGCUGCCACCUUCACCCGGAACGGGGAGCGCACGCUGCGGUCUCUCGCCAACGCCAGCACGACUUCUGGGGACGUGGGGCGCUCUGCCGUCGUGCCCGGGGAGACCGACGGCGCCACCCCGCAAGGGGACGUGCCCGUGACUGGUGACGCCCGCCUGGUCUCGGGUUCGCGGGCGGCCUCGCCAGCCCCGGGAGUCACCGGAGUCAGCGACAGUGGAGUGAGCGGCACGGACACUGAACAGAGGACUUCCGGUGACCACACAGACCACACCUAUGUCUCAUCCACUUUCACCAAAGGAGAACGGGUGUUGCUUUCCAUUAUAGACAACAGCUCAUCGGCGGACUUACCGGAGAGUUCCACCUCUGCUGCUAGGAUCUCCAACUCUUCACACUCAGACCAUUCCUCCUCUUCUCAGGCUCAGACUGAAAGAAGUAACGUGUCAUCCUAUGAAAGGGAGCGUGCUCAGCCCUCCACGGAGUCGCUGGCUCUGAGAACAGCCAACGUCCCAUCCUCCACACCCACCGUUAACAUGCCAAACACUUUGGUUCUUCUGGACACUGAGGCCAGAUCGAUGGAUGAUGACUCUUCUUCUUCUUCUGUUUCUUCUUCUUCAGUUUCUUCUUCUUCUUCAGUUUCUUCUUCUUCUUCUUCUUCUUCUUCUUCUUCUUCUUCUUCUUCUUCUUCUGUUUCUUCUUCAGUUUCUUCUUCUUCUUCUUCUUCUUCUUCUUCUUCUUCUGUUCCUUCUUCUUCUUCUGUUUCUUCUUCUGUUUCUUCUUCUUCUUCUUCUUCUUCUUCUUCUUCUUCUUCUGGACCCCUUUCGCCCCUGGCCUCAGUGUCCCAGGCCCAUCAAUUGUUGUCAUCAGUCUUACCAUCAAUCGGGGCCUCCACCCUUCCACUGCAGUCCACUCCCGAGGCGCCCACACCUAUGUCUUCCUCGCCACCACCCUUACCAAUAUCCCUGACAGCGUCUACCCCUGUGUCACCGUCUGCCUCCCAAACAACCCUCCCACCUUCACCUUCUACCCUGGUCCUCCCCAGAACAAGAGACACUCCUGUGACUUCGGUUCAGAUGGAGACAGUGGCAUUAUCUGUGGCAAUGCUCCCCAGUACUCAAACGGCAGAUCCUAAGAACCAGAGUAACCCAUACCAUGACAAAGUCAUUACAGAGUCAAAGCCACCAAGCCUGGCAUCUCUGCCCACAGAGGCCACCGGAGCUGUAACAACGAGGUCUACUUCAGGGCUCCCUAUGCCCUCGACCUUAACAGAGUCCUCCACUCUGCAAACCCUUGCAGCCACGAGCACCAGCAUCACCCCGACAUCUCCAGCAUUGACAACCACCGUUCUUGAGACCUCUCGUCCCUUCAGCCCUGCGUCAACCACAGCAGCUCUGAUGGCUCACCCCACAACAGUACAGACCACGGCUGAAAAACAGCCCUUGACAACCAGCCCUGAAAUUCUGGCACCACGGAGCUCAACAGAAAGUGCCAUCACCACAGAAAGGAGCCAGAUCCAUGUCGAUGGUACCAGCCCGUUGACCCCCCUGACCAGCACACCCACAUCACUGAAAGGAUUGACCCCAGGGCCUGGUAUGACCGAAGAGUACAGCCCGGCUUCACAUUUCCUCAGAACAUCUCCCCAAACCACAGGCGUUUCCACGCUCGAAGUACUGCCUCCUGAAUCUACCACCUUUGCUGCUCAGAGCAGCACGCAGCCACCAAAAGCAUUGUCAUCUCCAGCCUCAGUUAACAGCUGCGCCACUAACCCUUGUCUUCAUGAUGGGAAAUGCAUUGUGGACUCCACCAGCCAUGGGUAUCGAUGCGAAUGCUCACCUUCCUGGCAAGGGGAUGACUGCAGUGUGGAUGUGAAUGAAUGCCUCUUGAGCCCCUGCCCACCCCUGGCCACGUGCAAUAAUACUCAGGGAUCCUUCACCUGCAAAUGCCCAGUUGGGUACCAGCUGGAAAAAGGAAUAUGCAAUUUGGUUAGAACCUUCGUGACAGAGUUCAAAUUAAAGAAAACAUUUCUCAAUACCACCAUGGAGAAACACGCAGACCUACAUGAAGUUGAAAAUGAGAUCACCAAAACAUUAAAUAUGUGUUUUUCAACGUUACCUGGUUACACCCGAUCCACAGUUCAUGCUUCUAGGGAGUCCAAUGUGGUGGUCAUGUCCCUGCAAACCACCUUCUCCUUGGCCUCCAACGUGACACUGUUUGACCUGGCCGACGGGAUGCAGAAAUGUGUCAACUCCUGUAGCUCCUCUGCCGAGGCCUGCCAACUCUUGGGAUCUCAGAGGCGGAUCUUUAAAGCGGGCAGCCUGUGCAAGCGGAAGACUCCAGAAUGUGACAGAGAGACCUCCAUCUGCACAGACCUGGACGGCGUCGCCCUGUGCCAAUGCAAGUCGGGCUACUUCCAGUUCAACAAGAUGGAUCACUCCUGCCGAGCAUGCGAAGAUGGAUAUAGGCUUGAAAAUGAAACCUGUAUGAGUUGCCCAUUUGGGCUUGGUGGUCUCAACUGUGGAAACCCCUAUCAGCUGAUCACCGUAGUGAUCGCAGCAGCAGGAGGAGGGCUUCUACUUAUUCUGGGCAUCGCACUGAUUGUCACCUGCUGCCGAAAGAGUAAAAAUGACAUAAGCAAACUCAUCUUCAAAAGUGGGGAUUUCCAAAUGUCCCCAUAUGCUGAGUACCCCAAAAACCCUCGCUCACAAGAAUGGGGCCGAGAAGCCAUUGAAAUGCAUGAGAACGGAAGCACCAAAAACCUCCUCCAGAUGACGGAUGUGUAUUACUCGCCCACAAGUGUAAGGAAUCCUGAACUUGAACGAAAUGGACUGUACCCGGCCUACACUGGACUGCCGGGGUCCCGGCACUCGUGCAUUUUCCCCGGACAGUAUAACCCGUCUUUCAUCAGUGAUGAGAGCAGGAGAAGAGACUACUUCUAAGUGCCGAAGCGCGAGGGAGGGCCCACCCCUCUGAGCAAGUUGCAGGACCUCGAGGCUCAGAGGACGGUGCCCCAGGAGGGAGCGGGCACCCUGGCUGCUCCCGGGCCUGGCGGAGCCCCCCUGGGGCCAAGCAGGCAGCGGGACAGGUGCGAGGGGCGCGGCCGCAGUGGAAGGGGCAGCCGGAGCCGCGACGCAACGGAGGGCUGCCCGCCGGGCACCUUCGCCCUUACUGUGAACGUGAACGUGGGCCGGUCCCGGGAGUCUCCUGGGCGCUGCAGCCGCCUCCGGCCCCCGCCCGAGGGCCGCAUCUUGGCCAGGGCACGGCGUCCGGCACCUUCGCCAGGACCCAGUCUUCCCUUAGUUUGCACUUUAGUAAAUUGGGUAGGGAGGUCUCUUUUUUUGGAUUUCUUUCCAAGACUGUUCCAAAAAGAAGGCCUCUUUUCCUCAGACACUUCCGUAGGCCUCAAUUUGGUGAUUAAUUUACAGCAAAAUACCGGCUCUUUGGUCAUUUUCUUGCCCGGUAUCUACGUGCUAACCAACAGAUGAUGAUGAUGAUGAUGAUGAUGAUGAUGAUGAUGAUGAUGAGCAUACCACUAAGGCUUGGAGAUGCUGCAGGAGAGCAUACAGUAUCUUAGUAGGGCUCUAGGUCUUUGCAGUUUCCAAGCCACCCCUCAAACUGAGGAAAUGUGCGAGGCAUAGCACACACUGCAUUUUUUUAGCCAAGGUGACACAUUUAUUUAAGAUUGUUUUCUCCCUCCCCCGUUAAAUCUCACUUUUCCUAAUAAGUCUGCAUCAGGGCAAAACAGGUUGCAUUUGGUUUUCAUUGGAGGCCUCGCGGCGCCGGGUGCAGGCCCUGGCGGGAGGGCGGCAGGCCGCGGGGCGCCCCUCAUGCCCGGGGCCCUCCCGGGGACUCCGACGUCCACAUCGAGGUGGAAGCUGCCGGUACGUGCCGCAGAACCGGCCGCCGACUGAGGGGCAGGUGCACCAGGUUCCUGAGGAGGCCCCAGGAGCUGGGACCGAGCCGCGGCCCGUGAGUCUGCUUCCCUUCCCCGGGCAGCUUUUUUGACCCUGUCUGUCCUGGAUCUUGUCCACGUAGCGUAAACUUUACACUGUACACUCAGUGUAAACGUCUGACCAACUGCCCAGAGCUGUUGAUUCAUUGAAGAAAUAGCUUCUUUCCUCUCGUGCAGUCGUCUGCCCGUCUUUAUACUACUGCCCGGGUCCCAGCAGACACACGAUCAUUUGAGUCAGCUUCGGGGGACUGAAGACUUCGGGCCAGUUAAGGAGUUGAGAGGUUGCCUUUGGGAAGGAGAUGCCACAUGUCUUAUUUAUUGCGCCUGUGACCUGGGUCGUGUGGGGGAGCGGGGGGCGUCCCUGGUGCACGGGGUCUUUAAGCGCUACUUGUGGAACUGCGAUCAUUCUCGUCCUGUGCUUUGGGAUAGAGAACACGGUGGCAAAAGACCGUUCCACCCUGAAGCUUGGAGCUCAGCGGCACCCACGUUUCUGGAAGCGGUGCAGCCUUUGGGACGGUUCUGUCCUGGGCAUGGGUGUUUCUUCCGAGUUCCCUUCUCUCUUUAGAAUGUGUCUCAUCCUUACUGUUCUGUAAUCCUCAUCCUAAGAGUUUUAAGUGUCAACCUCUGUGUCCCAUGGUCUCCACGAGCCACCGUUCCCCUGCGGCAGCAGGUACACGAAUCAGGUGUGAUGCUUCGUAGUCUUUACCUGGGACUCCUCGCCUGAGAUACACGUUCUGUUUUUGUCAGUGGUCACCAGCCGACAGUGUCAGAGCAUCACCUUUCUGAAAUCUUGGGGCUUGCGUGUCGCUGGGGAAGCCAACAGCCUGUGUGCCUCCCCGUCUCCCAUCUCCGGAGAGCUCCGAGCUCCUGCCCUCCGCUCAGCCCUCAGCACACCCGGAUGCCCUGGGAGCGGCCUGGCUUUCCUGGCUCUUGAUGCCCAUCCCUGCUCAUCCCCAGAACCCAAAGCCGGCCCCAGCGGGAAGGGGUGGGGGGCGCUAUCCCCGGGCAUACUUAGCUGAAGGUGUCAGGUGACGUCACAGCUGAUAAAUCAUCUCCUGUGUCAGGACCAGAAGCUAUAGGCUACACAAAAUGCAGUGUUCUGUCUCAAAAGCAUUCUUGAGAAGAACCCCAAAGUCCAGAAAAGAGCGUCCUGUGAGUUCCAAGAAUGCUUUCCUGUGAGGUUUUGUGCACACGAAGUGGAUUAAGAAUGUUGCUUUUCUUUUACUGUGAAAAAAGGGGGCCCCCUACGAUGUUAGGCUCAAAUGUAUCUCAUUUCUAAGAGGCCGUGGGGUUGGGGAGAGGCUAUGUCAAGAGCAUGAGGGUCUGAGAAGGCACGACGGCAGCUUCACGACCGCCGGGCUUCCCGCCUCCUGCAGGGCCGGCAGGGCUGGCAGCAGAUGACCAGCAGGCCAGCAGCUCUCGGCUCCGGCACAGGUGCCCGGCGUCAGCCCCUGCACCUGCGAUGUGUGAUGCGUGAUGCGUGUGCACAGAAAGGCCACGGCCCCGCCUCGCUGGGGCCCCACCAUAGGGAACAGGAAAGCCACUUGCCUGCUCAUGAGGCUUAAACCUCUGGAGGGACGGGCGGGGCCCGGUGGGAGCCACGUGUCCUGGAGCAGGCCCCAGACUGCACGGGGACUCUCAGAGCAGGACAAGGGUCACCUCCAGCCUCCUGGCAGCUGAGCGUUUUAUUUAAACUCCCCAGAGCCUGUUUCUCCUGUCUUUUCCUCUCUGCCCCAUGAGCCGGCCCAGGGCCCUGGAGACAAUUGAAGCCCCCCUGUCACAACCAGGAUCUCCGGCGUCCCCACCGUGACCGGGCUCUGUGCAACGUCCUCGGCCUCCCCACAGCCUUGCGAGGCGUGCAUCCGAGCGUCCGUGUCUUGCCCGUGUGAACUUGCAGAGAGGAUACCUAUCUGCCUUAGCGAGCCAGGGUUCAAGCCCUUUGCCCUGCCUUGCCCUCCUGGGAAGGCCUCGCCAUCCAAAUGCACCUUCAGUGUCAAAGAGGGUAUGAGAGACGGGCUUAAAUAUACUUUAAAAAAACAAACAAACAAAACCCUAAUAUUAGUAAGCAUCACCUGAACUAAUGACAUGAAAUGCAAAAAAAAAAAAAAAAUUUUUGAAAAGUCGAAUCCUUUUUGAAAAAGUCCUUUGGGGUUCAUCGCAUAUAUUUCUUGGACACGUGAGGUCAUCUUUAAGAAAAUAGUGGCUGGCUGUGUUUAGCAAGAGUGUACUAGUACGUGGCUUUGGGUGUACGAAGGGUGAGGUGAUGGCCUGGCUUUGGGCAAGUGCAGCCCGCCUUAGAGGCGCGUCUGACGGCUGCUUUGCCUGGUUCCAGCAGUAAGGCAGUGGCUCCCACGUACAGGAAGCAUAUUUCUGUGAACGUGAUCAGAGUCGUGAACACAUUCGGUUGGGUGUCUUAAAUGCUGACAAAUCUUCCUCCUUUGAUGAAAAAUUUAUUUUCAGAAGCAGCUAAGUCAUUUGGAGCCAAAUUUGUUGAAUGGGUAGUGAGAUCAAGCUGGCUGCUUGCAUUUGAUGUUAUAGACAAAGAUGUGACUCUUAGGUUCUCGAAGAGGUCAUUCUUAAAGGUGGCCCGGGCUGAAGGGCAGCGUCUCUGCAGUACAAGGGCUUGGACGGCCGUCCAAGAUGAUGUUUUUGAAGGAUGGUAUUUAUUCAGAUGUGGAAGUUCCCAGAGCAGGCACGUCUGGAUCAUCCCUCAUGCGUGGCCUUGUGGGGUCUCCACGAAGCCCUCUUGCCCACUGGCCACGUGCCCGGGUGCCUGGUAACUCUGGGAACUUUCCCUGAAAAAGCUAAAACUGAGCAUUCUAGUUGCUCCUGGCUUAGUUUAGCCUACCACACCCCAAAGUAGGGUUCUGACUGAGAGUUCUAAGGUAUUUCCCCUGAUUUCAAAACUAGAGCGCUUCUUUGGAGACAGGAAGAAUGCAAAUUUCAAUAUUUCACGAUUUUCUGUCUUCUUUAAAACUGCCCUUAAAGGACGCCUGGGUGGCUCAGUGGUUGAGCAUCUGCCUUCCGCUCAGGUCAUGAUCCUGGGGUCCCGGGAUCGAGUCCCACGUCGGGCUCCCCGCAUGGAGCCUGCUUCUCCCUCUGCCUGUGUCUCUGCCUCUCUGUGUCUCUCAUGAAUAAAUAAAUAAAUUUUUUUUUAAUAAAUAAAAUUUUUAAAAAUAAAAUAAAACUGCCCUUAAUAUCAGAGAUAUUUUUUCUACAUGAAGACUUGCAGGGCUUAAAAGGGACAUGUCAUUUCCUCCUUCUUAACAAAAUAUUCUGAGGUUCUCGUGUGCGUUUUUGGAAACCAAUAUAGUGUCAUAGAGUUGUCUUUUGAGUAUGUGUUCUUUUUUUUUUUUUUCUUUUCUGAAAUCCCCAGAGAAGGAGACUGGUUAAAAUCCUAGAAAUAUUAAGGUAUUAUAUUUGUUAAUUUGUUGUGCUAAAGUAUCUUUUCAAUAGUGUUAUAAUCCAUCCUAUUUGGUGUCAACUGCUCACAAAAAAAGCCAUUGAAACCGAAGGGGACAAUUAAGGUUUGUAAAGAGCGAUCUUACACCAGCUUCGUCCCCUCUGCAUUUUUUUAGGGGGACAUUUCAAAGGAUUUUUAUAGUAGAUUCUGGUUUUAUCAUAUUUUCUUUGGACAUGGAAUGCAGGUGCAUAUUUCUUGCAUAGGAAGGAUGGGACUGGACAGGGGUGGGAUGGAACCACUCUAUCUGGGAAACUCACCCAGAUUUCUGUAUUACUUUUGCCUAUUUCUUUAAAAAAAAAAAAGGUCUUUCAUCAUGGGUUGCUGUGAGUUUUGUUAAUGUUUGUGUUGCUGGAUUUAUGGUUAAAUGAAGCAUGUAGCUGGUAUAUGAACUUCUUGAGUUUUCACAUUGUCCUGAAUUUCUUUUUGCAAACCUUUAUACCUUUAGCCCCUGAUUGAUUGUGUUAAAAACAUUAUGAGAAUGUUAUUUAAAGUUGUAUUAUAAUUGCCACCUCCACUAAUUAUUCAGUACUGUAGCAGCAAAGUAUUAUUUGUAAGAAUUUGGUUAUUUUUAUACUUAUAUCUACUUUAAGUCUGGCGUUCUAGUCAGUAAAUGAUGCAAUAAAAUGAAUAUCAUUUUCA